Oryza brachyantha (malo sina) is the source of this 2007-nucleotide messenger RNA. RefSeq lists its product as uncharacterized. The transcript is spliced from 8 exons. The record is from RefSeq and is a predicted model, not a curated record. NCBI's taxonomy places the organism in Eukaryota, Viridiplantae, Streptophyta, Magnoliopsida, Poales, Poaceae. The coding region runs from base 233 to 1585 and encodes 450 amino acids. Gene Ontology annotation, cellular component: membrane.
CCCAACCCCACCGCGCGCGCGCUCCACAGAAAAUAAUCUCCGCUGCUUCUGCCGCUUUCCUCCUGCGCUGUUUCACCACCCACGAGUUCCACGCCCGAGUGACUGAUCCGUUGGACGCUUCCUCCUCCUCCUGCGGGUUAUAAGAAUUUUUCUUCAUCUUUACCAAUCACCACCACCACGGCACCACCUGGUCGCUCGUCGGAGCAGUCGCGGUAGCGUAGCGAGCAGUGGCAUGGCCUCCUCGGUCGCGUCCGCGUCGUGGGUGGUGCUGCAGCCUCGGGCGGCGUCGGCGUCGGCGUCGGCGGGGCACUCCUGCCGCGUGCUGCUAGCGUUCGCGCCGCUGUCCCGGUCGGCCGGGACGCCGACACCGCGCCGGCGGGUGGAGCCUCUCCCGCCGCCGCGGUGCUCGGCGCUCGAGGAUCCCGGUCCCAGCGACGUCGGCGGGGAGGGAGGCAGGGUGGAGGAGGAGGCGAGGAGGGAGGAGCAGCCCCGCCGCCGGCGGCCGCGGCGGCCGGUGUGGAGACGGAUCUUGUUCGCCUCCAAGAAGACCCGCAGCAUCAUCGUCCUCAACGCACUGACCGUCAUCUACGCGAGUGAUAUCCCGGUUCUGAAGGAGGUUGAAGCCCUGACCGAGCCUGCAGUCUUCAACAUGGUGCGCUUCGUAGUCUCAGCCAUCCCCUUCAUACCGUUCGCGAUACGAGCGUUUGGAGAUCGCCAUGUCCGGAAUUCCGGGCUGGAGCUGGGUCUGUGGGUUAGUUUAGCAUACAUUUCUCAGGCACUAGGGCUGAUCUCAUCUGACGCCGGCCGAGCAUCCUUCAUCACAGCCUUCACGGUGAUUGUGGUGCCCCUAAUUGAUGGCUUCUUUGGCGCCUCCGUCCCCAAGCUGACUUGGUUUGGCGCAAUAGUAUCACUCCUAGGAAUUGGGCUGCUGGAAAGUGGUGGCUCUCCUCCCUGUGUUGGGGACGUGCUGAACUUCUUAGCCGCGGUGUUCUUUGGGAUCCAUAUGCUUAGAACAGAGCAAAUAUCAAGAAGCACGGAUAAGAAGAAGUUUUUAGCUCUUCUUAGCUUUGAGGUCCUUGUUGUGGCUUUCUCCUCUGUGCUCUGGUUUGUGUUCAAAGAUAGUUAUGUUGACGUCAAUGAUUCCAGCUUUGAAUCAUGGACAUUUGGUAUGGUUUUGGAUACUGCAUCUUCAUUUCCUUGGAUACCGGCAUUGUACACCGGAGUUUUCUCAACAGUAUUGUGCAUGUGGGCAGAGAUGGUAGCGAUGGGUGAUGUUUCAGCAACUGAAACGGCAAUUGUCUAUGGGCUCGAGCCGGUAUGGGGAGCAGCGUUUGCUUGGUUCCUCCUAGGUGAGAGAUGGGAUGAUACUGCAUGGCUUGGAGCUGCUCUUGUAUUAUGUGGCAGCUUAACUGUUCAAUUAUUUGGGUCAGCUCCUGAAAAAUCCAAGAAAGUUAAGACGCCCAGGCGCAAUACCACCUUAGAAACCCCACUGAAACAACAGGAUUACCUGUCAUUAUCUGCUAUCCCAGUCGAUUCAAGGAAGAAUAUAGGGAACCGAUUAGAGAGGAAGGACAAAACAUUAUAGCCAGACACCAACAAAGAAAUAUAUACUCGGAAGACUGUCAGAAAGAGCCCUCUCUACCAAGCUCUGAUGUUCUGAACAUCGUUGCGGGGCUUAUUUGCGUGGAAGAAGCUCGCUACGAUGCUAUCACUUAUGUUUAUUUGCAUUUUUGGGGCAUCAUCAUGAAUCCAAAGGAGAAUGUCUCAAUACGUAUUAAAGAAAAUGAGGCAUCACUGGUCGGGGACCAUUGUAGAUUAGUGGUACGUUUGUAAAUAUGGGGGUAUACACCGUACCAUUGGUAGACAACUAGAUAUACACAUCAUGUAAAUAUGUAUACAUAACUAGAUUAUUGUGUAGAAAUGAUCAUACUUUUGAUGGGACAACUAGACUCCCAUGAAAUCCUAGUACUGGAUAUGUUGCCAAACCGUCCAUUUCGAAAAGGCGUU